AUGACUGGCAGAUUUUUUAAUUUUAUCUGGUACUGGAAAUCUCACUGGGUGCACAAACUACCACGCCCGUCUCCGAUUCAAAGGCAGUCCACCAGCGUGGCUGCUGCGCGUGCCUCGGGUCACUACUUUGCCGGUUAUCCCCUUGACCUAGUCGGCUACCUCGUGAAAAGCGAGUAUGCGACUCUGAAGUUUCUCGGAUAUACGUCUGUGCAGGCUCCUCAGGUCUACGCAUACGGCGUGGCUGGUCAUGACCACGGCGUUGGCGUCAGCUUCGUUCUCAUGGAAGAGCUGAUAGGGAAGCCCUGGAUCCGCCAGACGGCAACAGCAGAGGAAACUUCCAAGGGCAGCAUCCCGCAGCUAGUACCCGAAGAAGACACCCCGGAACAGUUCUUCCUGAAGCAUGUCGAUGCCAAGGGCGACCACCUGCUUGUCGAUCCCGAGCUCAACAUCACCGGCAUCAUCGACUGGCAAAUGGCCAAAUUUGUGCCCCGUCGAGAAGCUUUUAGGCCGUCGCUCAUCACGGUGGACAUGCCCCGGUCGUGCCACGGCCAGGUUUCGCUCAGCGCCGAUGGCCACCUCCUCGCCAACGCCAUGCGCGAAAGCGGCAUCUCUGAGAAAAGCUGUCAUCUGGUUGCCGUCGAUGAAAAGGUCCGACGCUUCUUUUGGGGCUUGGCCCACGAGCCGAACUGGUCAGACGCCUUGCCUCUAGCCGUGGCCAUCCUGAAGGUGUUUGGUGUCACCACGUUCUGGGCAGACUGGAGGGAGGUGGCGUUGAUCAAGUACAGAAAAGACACACGAUUACACAAGCUUCUUACAGAGGCACCACGUUAA
Messenger RNA from Akanthomyces muscarius, 831 nucleotides. RefSeq lists its product as uncharacterized. The transcript is spliced from 3 exons. The record is from RefSeq and is a predicted model, not a curated record. The coding region runs from base 1 to 831 and encodes 276 amino acids. NCBI's taxonomy places the organism in Eukaryota, Fungi, Ascomycota, Sordariomycetes, Hypocreales, Cordycipitaceae.